UACCGAGGAGAUAAACUGAUCAACCUGAAGCUCAUAGCUGACGAAGCACUACAGAAAUGCAGAGACAAGGGUGUCCCUAUACAGAAGUGUAUAAUGUUGAAGCACUUGUCUAAAGAAGCAGAAGAGACUCCUCUGGGCUCUCAGUCUCCUCCCGCCAAACGCUCCUGUCCUGAUCUGCAGGAGAAACAGACAGGGAGGGUAAAGAAAACUCGUCCUGUUCCGCAGGUCCCAUGGAACCCCAAGGUGGACUUGUGUUGGCACGCUCUGGUACGUGGAGCUUCAGACGAGUGUGAGCCAGAGUGGUGCAACUCUGAAGAUCCUCUCUUCAUCCUCUACACCAGCGGCUCAACUGGCAAACCCAAGGGAGUGCUCCACACCAUCAGCGGCUACAUGCUCUACACCGCCACCACCUUCAAACUGGUGUUCGACCACCAGCCCGACGACGUGUACUGGUGCACGGCAGACAUCGGCUGGAUCACCGGACACUCCUACAUCACCUACGGCCCGCUGGCCAACGGGGCCACCAGCGUCCUGUUCGAGGGCCUGCCUACUUACCCAGAUGUGAGCCGUAUGUGGGAGAUUGUGGACAAAUAUCAUGUUUCCAAGUUCUACACGGCUCCCACCGCCAUCAGGCUGCUGAUGAAGUACGGCAAAGAGCCGGUGCACAAGUAUAAGCGGGAAUCUCUGAAAGUCUUGGGGACGGUGGGAGAGCCGAUCAACCCCGAGGCCUGGCAGUGGUACUACAACGUGGUGGGAGAGAAGAGAUGUCCCAUCGUGGACACUUUCUGGCAGACAGAAACCGGUGGCCAUGUGUUGACUCCUCUACCUGCAGCCACACCCAUGAAACCUGGAUCUGCUACAUUCCCGUUCUUCGGAGUGGUUCCGGCCAUCUUGAAUGAGUCUGGAGAGGAGCUGGAGGGACCGAGCGAAGGGUACCUGGUGUUCAAACAGCCGUGGCCCGGUGUGAUGAGGACGGUGUACGGGAACAAGCAGAGGUUUGAAACCGUGUACUUCAAGAAGUUUCCAGGAUACUACGUCACAGGAGACGGUUGCCGUAGAGAUGAGGAUGGAUACUAUUGGAUUACAGGGAGGAUAGACGACAUGCUGAAUGUCUCCGGUCACUUAUUGAGUACAGCGGAGGUGGAGUCGGCUCUGGUGGAGCACGAGGCCGUUGCCGAGGCUGCGGUGGUGGGCAGACCUCAUCCUGUGAAAGGAGAAAGCCUCUACUGCUUCGUAACUCUGACAGAUGGACUGACAUUCAACCGCACGCUGGAGGCCGACCUCAAAAGACAAGUGCGGGAGAAGAUCGGUGCCAUCGCUACACCAGACUUCAUCCAGAAUGCUCCAGGCCUCCCCAAGACCCGAUCAGGUAAGAUCAUGCGACGGGUGCUUCGCAAAAUCGCUUGUGACGAACGAGACCUGGGCGACAUCUCCACGCUGGCCGACUCCUCGGUGGUGGACCAGCUCUUCCAGAACAGAUGCUGCCCCAACGUGUGAGGACCUCCAGGAUCCUCGCAGUGAGGCUCAGAUAGCAGCCGCAUGCUAGCGGCCUCAAACCCAACCAGGAAAGAAGAAGAAGAAGAAGAAAAAGAGGAGGAAAAGGAGAACCUACAUGAACUUGGUCUUGUCCAACAAACAACCUUUAGCUCCUGAUAAGUGUGAGCGGUGUGCAGCAGAGCCUGUAUUUAACCCCAUUGUCCUUUUAUUGUAAACAAGCAGCAGGUAGAGACACAACAUCUGUUACUGGUGGAGGUUUCACUCUUCUGUAGAAGAAGUAAUCAUUUUCAAAGCAGCAGACAAAGGGUACAAAUUAAACCUGUCUGUAUGUUGAAACGUUUUCCAGAAGUUGACCGAUUUGCUGCUUUUUCAAGAAACUAACAAGGCAGUGGUGUGUUCGAGGGCGAGAAGCCAGAGGCUGUUUGGUGAAAGACCGUCCCUGAGUCCAACGUGUGGAAGAGGUCGAGCAGGGAAAUACUUACUACCCAGUGUUACGCCAAUACAACAUAACAGUAUGUGCUCCUUUAAGAGAUGGUUCGUCUUUUUUGUUUAAGGUGGGGUUGUAUGAAGUACUUACCAGAAAUCAGUGUAGAACCUACUGCGGAUGUUAAGCCCCCAGUUGGGUGAAAGAAACAUAAAUAGCAGCAGCCAAACAUAUGGAUACAAUAUAAACAUUUGGACAACUUUGAAAUAAAUCUAUAUCAGCCUGAGUGUAUGCUAUAUUUAGAAUAUUUGUGCAACUCUAUCCUGCUGUCAGACACCUCUUUCUUACUGGAAACUGAAGUAAUUUUGCUAAAACAUUUACUUUGAAGAACACAGGAGUGGCUGAUUGACCGCUGCCUCGAUCAGUUGGUUGGUUUUUGUUAUUUUGUGACUAUGGUGUUUCUAAGGGUUGAUUCAGAUUCACCAAAGUCACACAAUAUCACAAACAACCCAACUGAUUAAGCAUUAGACCGUUAACCUUCUUUCUGUGUGAGGUAAAAUUACUUGUUUAGUUUGGAAGAGAGCCCAGAUAAUGGCUUAAAAACCCCGGCACAGCACUUUCUGACAGACGUGUUGCCUUACACUUAAACUGGUAUUGAUGUAUUUAGGUGGCUAGAAUACGUUUAGCUGCUGCCCCUCCCGACAGCAGCCCUUAGCUUAUCUUCCUGCCGGUUCUUCUGUUUCUUUCGCAAACUGGUAGUGUACCAUACGCCAUCUUCUGUGAGUUAUACACUCAAUAUUGAUAAAUACCUCAAACAACCCAACUUUAAAGCUGUCUCUUUAAAGUGUUUCCACACUGAAAUAAGGCUAAUGUGAAGUGCUGUAGUUAAUACAACAAGUUAUCUCCUCCCCUCGCUCGCUGCCAUAGAACUGUUAAGUAAACUGAUGAUUACGCUCAAUAUUUUUACUAGUUUUAAUUUCUAUUGUCAUUUUCUAAAAACAUGUAGUUUUGUGUCAUAUUUCUUUGGUUUUUGACAUAGGAUAUGUUGGGUUUGUCUGUUUGUGUGUCUGCACGCUGUAUUUUCUUUUACUUCUUCUAUUUGUUGAAGUUGCAGAGAAGUGCUUGGGCUAUUUCUUUUCAAUCUGGUGGAAAUUAGGAAAGUGUGUUCAGUGUCACGUCGCUCAGGACACCAAAUGCUCAGCUCCUCUCAAAGAAUCUGCAGGUCUAAUGUUAAAAA
Molecule: messenger RNA, 3158 nt
Organism: Notothenia coriiceps (black rockcod)
Lineage: Eukaryota; Metazoa; Chordata; Actinopteri; Perciformes; Nototheniidae
Gene: acss2
Product: acyl-CoA synthetase short chain family member 2
Exons: 14
Coding region: 94-1497 (467 amino acids)
Biological process (GO): acetyl-CoA biosynthetic process
Cellular component (GO): cytoplasm
Molecular function (GO): acetyl-CoA synthetase activity
Source: RefSeq, a predicted model, not a curated record